Patella vulgata (common limpet) is the source of this 7342-nucleotide messenger RNA. Its product is annotated as RAC-gamma serine/threonine-protein kinase. Gene Ontology annotation, molecular function: protein serine/threonine kinase activity; ATP binding. The transcript has 13 exons. Bases 257 to 1717 code for a protein of 486 amino acids. The record is from RefSeq and is a predicted model, not a curated record. Gene Ontology annotation, biological process: protein phosphorylation. NCBI's taxonomy places the organism in Eukaryota, Metazoa, Mollusca, Gastropoda, Patellidae.
AAGAUGUCAACUAUUUGAUAUUAAGUCUAGAAAAACUAUGAUGUUAUGCUCCUAGUGCAGACUGCUGAAUAUCAAUCAAUCUGUUUACUGUUUUUAAGACCGGCUAAUUUUCUGUUUGACACGAUAACUGAGUCUAUAGUCAGACUCACCCUGUGGAUCGAUCAAUGUGUUUACUGUUUAUUUGACUGGCUAAUUAUAAGUCUUUACGGAAGGAUAAUAGAGUCUGUAGUCAGUAACAACCAGUGUUUUAUUAAUCAUGGAGUGGAAUACGGCGAUGAACACUGAUGAGGGCUUAGCUGUUGUAAAAGAAGGAUAUCUCUCCAAGAGAGGAGAGCACAUUAAAAACUGGAGAAAGAGAUAUUUUAUACUUCGGCAAGAUGGAUCUUUUCUAGGAUUUCGUGCUAAACCUGAAAAUGGGGAUCUUAGCGAUCCUCUUAACGAUUUCACAGUCAAAGAUUGUCAGUUAAUGAAGUUAGAGAGACCAAAACCCAACACAUUUAUUAUUCGAGGUUUACAAUGGACAACAGUUGUAGAAAGAAUGUUCUGUGUAGACAGUACAGAGGAAAGAGAGGAGUGGAUCCAGGCUAUUAAGUCAGUAUCAGAAACAUUAAAAGUCGAAGAAGAAGAAGCGUGUUCACCGUUAGAACGAGCCAAGAAAAAGUCACUGGAGGAUUUUGAAUUUUUAAAAGUGUUAGGUAAAGGGACAUUUGGUAAAGUUAUUUUAUGUAAAGAACGAUGUACCAACCAGUUAUAUGCUAUCAAAAUACUAAAAAAAGCUGUCAUUAUUGCUAAGGAUGAAGUAGCUCACACAUUAACAGAAAAUAGAGUAUUACAACAUACAAAACAUCCAUUUUUAACACAAUUGAAGUAUUCAUUCCAGACAGCCGAUCGACUAUGUUUUGUGAUGGAGUAUGUCAAUGGGGGAGAGUUAUUUUUUCAUUUAUCAAGGGAACGUGUUUUUUCUGAGGAUCGAACACGAUUUUAUGGUGCUGAAAUCAUAUCAGCUUUAGGUUAUUUACAUCAAAAUGAUAUUGUUUACAGAGAUUUAAAGUUAGAGAAUUUACUACUGGAUAAAGAUGGACAUAUUAAAAUUGCUGAUUUUGGUUUAUGUAAAGAAGAAAUGUUUUUUGGGGCCAGUACAAACACGUUUUGUGGAACACCCGAAUAUCUAGCUCCAGAGGUACUGGAAGAUAAUGACUAUGGUCGGGCUGUUGAUUGGUGGGGUACAGGUGUUGUUAUGUAUGAGAUGAUGUGUGGACGUCUGCCGUUCUAUAAUCGUGAUCAUGAUGUUCUCUUUGAACUUAUUUUACUACAAAAUGUCAAAUUCCCAAGAAAUUUAUCUGAAGAAGCCAAAGCAUUAUUAAGUGGUUUAUUGAUAAAAUCACCAAAAGACAGAUUGGGAGGAAGUGAAAAAGAUGUACAAGAUAUUAUAAGUCAUCCAUUCUUUGUCUCUAUUAAUUGGCAAGAUUUGUAUGACAAAAAGAUUGAACCUCCCUUUAAACCUCAAGUAACUUCAGAAACAGAUACACGAUAUUUUGACGACACGUUUACUGGCGAAUCUGUCACACUCUCUCCUGUUCAUCAUAACAGUCAUUUACCAGCAGUUGCCGAGGAGAUGGAGGAACAGAUGCCGUAUUUUGAACAGUUUUCAUUUCAUGGAAGUCGUACAAGUCUUGGCAGUAGUAGAAUGAGUUUCGAAUAUUCCUGGCAAACAUAAUCCUUCUUCACCUUUAUCAACAUUAAAAUAUACACUUAUUUGUUGGAAGCUCUAUGAUUGCUGUAUUCUGGAAGAAAAUUGUAUUAUCACCAAAUACACGUUAAAUAUCACCCAAUAUAUCCCAAAUUGAUGAGAUGAUAAUAUCAUUAUAUAUAUAUCAUUAUAUAUAAAGAUGAUAUUAAUAUCAAUUAAAUUAGUCAGGAAGAGAGAAAGUGGGGUGGGGGACGUUAAUAUCAUCAACAACUUAUAUAUAUCCCAGUUAAAAACAUUUGCUCAGGAAAUAUGAAUAUUAUAUUAAAUCUCUUCUUCAAUGAAACAAUUUUCUUACAUCACCUUUGGAUUUCCUAUUGGGCUUUUUCUAUUUGUUUACCAUAAUCUGCUUUUCAUACAGUGUUAAUUGAUUUAGUGUCAAUCAUGAGCUAAUUAAUAUUUGAUAUCUCGGGGGUUUUAUUAUUCAACAACCAAUGAAUCAUCAGAAAUUGAUUAUCACCUUACAGUUUCAUGUCAUCUCUGUAAUACACUAUUAUCAUUGAUUAAUAAUUGGAUGAUAUUAUUGAUAUGUUAAUCUUUUGAUAAACAUAUAUAUCAUAAAUAUUUUUUUUAAUGCUAUAAUAAAUGUAUGAGGUAUAUAUAUAUUAUCUUUAAGCAUGUUCUGCCAGAUGGUAUAUAAUUAGUUUAUAAUUUUACAAAAUGGCAAAAUAUAGUGAACAGGCUUGUGUGUACGCCAUGGUUGGAAUUUCAGCUGGAAGUGAAAACCAUGGUGUACACCUGACUUCAGGUAGAUAUAAAUUCCACAAUUACAAUUAAUACUGUAUUAAUCAGUUUUCACUUUAGAAUGUAGAAAAUACAAAAAUCUGAUUAGCUAUGUCAUGGUGGUCUGCCUGCGUCAUUUGCAUUUUUCAGAAAAUAUCAAAUUUUCCACGACUUAAUCCACUGUAUUGAUGAUUUAACAUUUAAUUAAGAAAACAAAAUCAAAAUAUAAACGGUAAAUAAUCUGCCAGGUUGGAUUCAAUCAGAUAAAAAAGAGGCCCAUCAAAAGAUUAUAGGUGGCACUGAUCAUAUCUGGCUUAUACCUUCUGAAGAGGAUGCAGAAUGUUUGAAGUAUUUUUUAUUCAUCAUGUCUUUAUACAUGUACUGAACAGAAAUUAAUCAUUUUUGGACUGAUAUUCCUUUUAUGGGUUCAACUUUUCACAUUAUUAUAGUUUGCAAGGGAUUAACAAUACCUCAAUGACAUUGAGAGACUUUAAUUGGAUGUUACAGGCAUAUGAUAUUGAAUGUAUAUUAAUUUGUGGACCAUUGACUAUCUCUAGUUUUAGUUUAUUAAUUAAUGUAGAAUGAGUUGAAAUCAAAAUAUUAUAAUAAUUACUGUCAAAAUUAUUGUUUUGGUGGUGUUUAUAGGGUCCACUUCAUAUCAUAGUAUCGGGAACAGUAAAUCAGUGGACUCUUUAAGUCAUAGAUACAUAAUAAUAUAAGUAACUAGGAGUUAUUGUAUUAAUGUUUUAUUAUAAAAAUGAAUAAUUUGAUUUAUUUAUAGUUUAGUUUCUAGGCAAUUCCAACAAAAUGUUUGAAGUAUCAAACUGUGUUAUCUGAAAACACCACAGGUUGUUGUAAAUGUAUAAAUUUGAGAAAUCUCGGUUAAAUGACAACGAAAGAAAAAGUUAACAUUUUUGUGGUUUAAAACAAAUGAUACAAUAACAAUAAUAAAGUGUUAAAUCUUUAAACAAUAUGUUCAUGGCAUAUUAUUAUAAAUUUUGUCCAGGUUUUCAUUUGUUAUGAUUUCAUUUUUUUUUUCAUAAGAUAUGUAGUUGAAUGUACAUAUUAUAGUAUUUUGUUUUAAUAGUAAUUAUUAAGUAUUACUUAUAUAUUUUUAUUCAUUAGGAAAAAAGAAUUAUUAGUCAUUUUUGAGAGUAAACUAUUUUAUCAUAUUCCUGAAGCAAUGGCAAUGAGCAUUAUCAGCCACACUGUGUCCAUUGGUAAAAUCUGUGCAGUGUUUUUAAUAGGUACUUCUAUUAAGCCUAUUACAGGUCAGUGCAACAUGAAUAGAUUAAUCUUUUGGGAAUUGUAUAGUUGAUGUCAAUCUGAUUGGCAAUUGUAGAAAAAUUGCAAGUAGGUGUCUUGAGGCAAAUAUAUCAAUUGAUAACAAAAUACCGGUACAUGAUGACUAUUGAUAUACUAAGGUGUAGGAUUAAGUAAUCAAUUAAGGGAGAUUAAUUAGUAAUAUUUGUACUCUCAGUACAGUCAAUAGUUUUGGAAUAUCUAGUUUUGAUUCACUUCAUCCUGAUGUCCAAUUCAGCAUAUUUGUAGCCAGACUGUUAGUUGCGAAUCCUGGUGGACAUGAUUGUCUAACAUAUACGGAUGAAACAAAAUUAGUCUUCUGGACCCAUUUUACCAUAGUAAGUCGAGCAAUGGUGAAUAAGCAUGUAAUACACGUAAUCAUAGUUUCAGGAAUAUGGCUAUUGAUUUGGGCGUUUGAUUUGCAUUUAAAUCCACAAUUAUACUUGUGACCUCGGGGAUGACUCUUUUGUUUAACUGUAUGACUUUAAAUAUAAACAUAAAAAUCUCUUGCAGACCCUCCAGACAGAGGGUACUGUACUUAAGUGUCCCCAAGCCGUGGGGGGGGAAUAUUUGUAAAUUCCUUAUUAUUUCCAAAGUAGUUCUCAUCGUGGUUUUAUUGUUAAAUAUGCUUUAAUUAUUAGCAAUAUAUCAUUUAUAUGUGUAAUUGUAAAUAAAAUAUUAUUAUUAUUAUUAUCAUAAUAUUAUAUCUGUAAUGUUGAUAAUAUAUUAUGAAUAAAUGGCGUAUAAUGAUAGUGCUAUGUACUCUUUGUCAAGGAGUGAUAAUUAAUGAUUGGUAUGUGGAGAUAUAUUAUUGUAUAAAGAUUCUCCUGUCUUCAAUAACAAUGUAUUAAUCAACAAACCAAUGUAAACAGUUAUAGAUUAUCUUUUUUGCACAAAAAUCUUUGCAUUGAUCUGGGUCCUUCUUCCAGAAAACGUAAACUUUUUUAAGAAUGCAGCCUUUUCAUCGGCCCAGAGCGAAAAAUUGUGUUAUGGUUAUAGUGCUCAGCCAAUGAACACUCAGUAUUCUAAAGUUUUCAUGAAUAUUGCCCCUUGAGCUAAAAAAUCUGACCACAUUGCUAUUAAUAUUUUUUAGGUCACCAAAGCUAUCAUGAGCAUUGAUUAAAACAUCUGCAAACAUUUUCUAUAAUCUGCAUUACUGCGUCUUCACUAAUCAGAGAAACUGUGUAUGUUGUAGUCAUCUUAAUACAGGUAUACAUUAUUCAUUGGAUUACUGAAGAUGCAUAAUAUAAGUGAGAUUUUGAUUUGUUGAGAGAAUGUCUAUGAAUAUGUUAAUUAUUUAAUUAUAAUUAUGUAUAUAAAAUUCUAUAUAUAGUAACAAUGUUGUCUCACUAAGUUUUUAUGUUGUAUGUUAUGUUAUUGGGGUAGUCAAGUAUAUAUGCUCUCAAUGUAUACAUUUCCAGCUCUUCUUGAGUUUAAUUUAUAAGCAGUGAGAGAAAGUUUAUGGUUUAAAUACAUACUAUAAUGAGCUGCUUUAUAUAUUUACAUUUCUAAAUCUCUACUUUAAGGCCAGAAUUAUCUUUUUGCUUGCUAGUCCAUCGUCAUUGAUUAACACUGUGGGGAUACUCUUGAUGCUUGAUAACAUCACAAAUUCCACUCACAUCACAUCAGUUAUAGACCUUAAAGAACUUUUACUCAAAAUUCGUCUUACACCUCAUCAGUUAUAUGGUCGGAGAGAACUUUAACUCACAACACAUCUGUUAAGGACCUGAAAGAAUUUUUACUCACAUUCCUCUCACACCACAUCAGUUACAGGGUCAGAAAGAACACAUCUGUUAUAGGGCCCAUAAAAUUUUUUACGAAAUUCUAUUCCAUGUCACUCGGUAGCAUUUCUUUUAAUUUGGAAUCGUCAGAACUAAAAAAACAAUUGAGCAUCCCUGAUGUUAAACAGUGAUGAUGGAUUUUCAAAAAUAAGUCUACUCUGCUUUAUUUAUGAAGUCGUCUGCUUAAGUUUCUAGCCUUGAACCUUAAUGUUUCUACAAAGCUGUGUAAUAGCCCAACAAUAUUCUCUACCCAAAUAGGACAAUGACAAACAACCACAGACUGAUUAUUUCUUGACUUCUGGCGUAACAUGUACGUGUACAUAGUAGUAAUAGUUGUAUUAAAAAAACUUGGUUUAGGCCGAGAAAAGAAAUACCUGUGUUGAUGGGGUGUGGGAAAUCAGAGGAAAGUUUAGGGUUUCUGGCCCCAAAAAAUAGGGUCGGUUGGAUAACCGUAAACACAUUUAUUUUUUAUUUUGGCCUUAUUGUAUGUUAAAAUGGUGCACUUAAAAAAAUCUAGAUCUGAUUAUUUAGAUUUAAAUAUGUAGCUCAUAUUAUAAAACAUUUCAUACACAAGUAUUCACAAUCAAAUUUUGUGUAAUCUUGAAAAUUCGUUUCUAAUUUGCAUCAGGGUCAGAUGACUACAUUGAUUAAUGGUCUUGCUUGCUGUAAUAACACCCUAAUAUACAAAUUUGACUGAAUCAAAAUGUGACUUUAAGAUUUCAAAUUGACCGAGACUGGGCUAUUCAAUAGUGAUGCUUGAGGAGAGAGGACUCGGGUAUGAAGUCAGAUUAUUUUUGUCAAUCUGUAUGUUAUAAAGUUAGUCAAUGUAAAAUAUUAUUUUAAAUGUAUAUUAUAAUAUUUUAAAGGUAUAUUAUAUUGCCUGUUAUUGUAAAUAUUCUUCUUAAAGGAAACUUAUUGUUAUUUUGGGCGUUCAUGUGUGAAUUCAUGGUCUGUAUUUUCACUUCCUUAUUCCUGCUUCUGUCUGUCAAAGUGGCCAUGUUGGAUUUGUUAUUGUAUCAGUGUACUGUGUGCAUAAAUUACAACAAAAAUCAAAGGUUACGUUCUAAAAAAAAGAAAGCAUACCCUGCCUCAUGCAAAACUCCAAUGAUGAUUUGGAAUAUCCAGAAAUUAUCAAUAAUUUUUAACACACUCUAAACAUUUUGUUCACAAAUCAAAUGUCUGAAUUAAAAUCUAAUUAUGUGGAUAUUAAUACUUCUGAUAUAUUUCACAAACUUCGUUUAUUAUUCUUGUGUGUUUACUAGUGCCAAUGGGGGUAAUUUUUUCUUUAAAUAUUUAUGUAUUCCUCAUGAAGAUUGACAUUUUAUUGGCUCACUGUACCUCAUGGCUCAUACGCCUUUUUUAUGUUAAAAUAUUAAGUGUCAAUUUAGAUCUGACUACCACUUUAAUUUGUAAAUUUCAUGCCCUUACAUUUAGUCUACAAUUAUUGGACGAUAAUAUAGGAUAAAAUCUGUUGAUAUAAUACUGGUGAAUUUGGUCAAUCAAAAGUAAGUUAAUUUUGAUGGUUAAUAGAUGAAAAAUACAGGACUUCAAUCAUACACAACCAUUUCUAACCAAUUUAACUGCUGGACAAUAAAGUAUGUUUAUAUUAAUGAUUAUGAGAAAGAGUCUGGCUGGAUGAAACAGACUAGUGUCUAUAUAUUAAAUAUAGUUCUAUCUUUAUGUAUGUUAUCACCUAUGAAAUAAAACUGUUUGCCUUUAAAUGAUUAACAUUUGUGUUCAGUAAGUUUAAUUAUAAUCCAAACUGAUUAAAAGUAGAUGUCAAUUACAU